UCAAACAACAAAAAGAUGCGUGUUUCGUAAUUUCACGUUUCCCAACCAUUUUUUAUUUGAAUCCAGCGUUGUGUUAUGUCGCAAUCGGCCUACUCAACAGCGACGUGUGAGAGAUUAUUCCUUAUAUUAUAGUUUAAUCGCCAGGUAACCACUUGAUGACUCACUACGUACAAUUUUAACGAAAUAAAUUCUUUCUGAAUUUUUUCAAGUCGUGUUUUUGUUCGCUGUAAGUCGGAUCAUGAAGGAAGAAAGGAGGAGGAGCGACUCAUAAGGCCCUGCAGGCAACAGUUUCGAGAUGCUGCAAUAUAUUGGUUUCUUUUUUCGUUACUAGAUGUCGACAUUAGCCUUAGCCCGAGACCCCGAGUAGCCCUCCUCCAUUCCUCCUUCAUGGUAGUAAAACGUGGUUUUUUCAAGAUUCUGUAACGUUUGUUUACCUUCACAGACGUUGGAUGCUUUCUGUCCUCUCUAGUAUCAAAAGUUUUGUAGAAUAUAACGAUUGAGUCGGUACCGUAUUUUCCUGUAUAAGUGUAUCAAGCUACUGCGUACUGGUUAUUGUGCAGUGCUGUGCCAGAGUGAGACUCCUUGUCUGCCUAGCAGCGUUGAUUCUCACUGUACAUGUUAGUCGACUGAAUCCGGAAUUGUGACCAUAUGUAUAUGGUAUAAUCAUGGGUGAUCGUGAUUCUUUGCCUGCUAACUUGAAAAGUAUGCAACCAUAUCUGGAUAUGGCCACUGAUUACGAAUCCAUGGACCCUUUCAUUAGUUACUGGUGCCGACUGUAUGUUCUAAAGCAAGGAUUUAUCCUGGCAAGAGUAGAAGAUCUUCCAUUUUUGCUCGUUUUAAUGGAACUUUUGGAGAAGAACAAACAAGACCUGCAAUCUAAAAUAGAGACUACUGAUAUACCUGCUGCUCGAGCUCAUCUUCAAGGUGUGGUCCAGAAGUUGUUAAGCUGGGCAGAAAAUGUGCCGCCUUUGUUGUCAUUAACUAAUGUUGUUGCUAAGGCAUUUGAGUCUGCUGGAAUGCUGCUAGAUGUGUGCUCUAUAUUCGGAGAGCCAAAUGAAGGCGAAUUCGAGAAAAAGAAGUUUACCGACCCACAUCAAGCAAAUUUGCACAGCGAAUUCCAAUCAGAGUCGACCACAAAAAAAUCAAACAUUCAUUCCCAAGAUAUUGGCAAGUUAUCAGGUGGAAUUUCCGGAGAACUCCAAAAUGAUGAGGGUGUGGCUGGAGCUGAAAGAAUAUUUAUCAUGUCGAAUGCACCACUCACCAGUGUUUUACCAUCUGGUGUUGACCUGAAUGCAUUCCUCGCUCAACAUAAGGAACUCGAAUUCCUUUCCAAAGUCGAUUCUAUACCAAGGGGUAGCGGCAGUGUUGGCAAGUCCAGCAGCAGUGCUACCCCCGCCAGUCAAGUUAACAUCGAUUUUCAGCACAGCCUGGAGAAGUACUUGAGAGACGCGACCCAAUUGACUACAGAUGACGUCUGUAGCUGGAUUCAGAAACAAUAUGUUGGUGAAGUGAAUCCCGCUUUCAUUCGUGCCUUGGUCACCGCAGUAACCGAGAGUUCUAUUGAAGGACGUGGUACAGACAGUAAACUGAACAACACUGUUUUGAAAAAUCGGACGGAGGUGUUGAGGCGGUACGUUGACAACAUUGCUGAUCGUGAGCUUCAACUGCUUUACGCAGUUCAGACUUUAGUGACCCAGCGACAACACCCCAAAGGUUUAAUUCAAGGUAUCUUCGAGACCCUCUAUGACAGUAAGGUCGUUUCAGAAGAGGGCUUUGAGUCGUGGGUGUCUGCCGACGAUCCUUUGGAACGUGAAGGCAAAGCUGUGGCACUCAAGAUGAUCACAUCUUUUCUGACGUGGCUGAAGGAUGCUGACCCUGAAAGCGAUCAAGAGGCGGAUGAUUUUUGGGACAUUUCCGGAGAACUCCAAAAUAAUGAGACGAAGAAGAAUUUGACAUCUACUGCAAUGGAUGAGGGGGAAAAGCUGACGACACAGUCACCAAAAAAUGCCAUUGAACCAGAAAGGAGAAAGAUCUAUAACCGGCUCUUCCUUUUAGAACUACGAAACCAUCCAUUGUCACUGAAAAGACCGGAAGGUCUGCCCAGUUUGGAAAUUGUUCGGAAUAAGAUGAAACGAGAUAAAAUAAUCGCUGCUGGAAUAUUCAUACAUCAGAAGCAGUCUCAACAAACACCAAACGCUCAUAAUACCGAGAAUAAUACCUAUUGUUUUGAGGAUCUUUCUAAGACUUCGUUGGAAGUGGAUAAAAAAUUAGCCAUGCCAAAUCCUGGCCCACUGCAGGGUAGACAAACUAAGGGAAAUAACCAAUUUUUCGGUCGUCAGAUACGUCCGGGAAAUCAGCACAUGCCUAGACCCCCUAUGGCAGAGGGUACCAUUAAUCCCAAUCACCCACCCAAUGCUCCUCAGGCCUUACCUUACCCUGGGAUGACUCAACCCUUACUUUUCGUCAUUGGAGAUCAAUUCAGCAAGCAAUCGCCCUAUUUAUCGUACCCGGCGAAUCCUCCAGCGUCUUAUCCGCAAUCAGGGAACCUGCCUCCCGGAAAUGUGUCGUUCCAGCAACCACGAGCAGCUCAGCAAACGUAUGGUUACAGACAGACGCCCCCAUACCCGACUUUUCCUAUGAAGAGUACUCCAGCUGUUUUUUACCAAUCAGAGCCUCAACCCCAGCAACCUCAACAACAACCCCAACAGCAGCAGCCCCAACAAACCCAGCAGCCCCAACAGCCACAGCAAGUCCCUGUCGCUCCACCACCGAUUGCCCAACCGCGUGAAAGUUCUGGAUCAUCCCGGAGGGCAAGGUCAAGUAACUUGUGUAUUGUUGACCCCAAUACUAAUAGGGACGUCUUAACCGGUGAGGAAGUGUUGGUCAGUACGUCAGUCGUGGUUACUCCAACCACUACUACGCCUCCAAAUUAGGUUUUGGCGAUCCUUUUUUCGAUCAUCUCCCCCCUCCUGGAUCGCAUGACAUGUUUAUGUAAAAACAUUGUCCAAAAUUACGGUUAGUGGGUUGUGUGAGGCGGAUGAAAACUGUCGAUCAGUUUGAAUAAUCUAAAAAUGUAAGCAAAUGUAAUACCUUGAUGUGUUGUAACAAAGGAAGCGUGUAUCUUAUGUUUAUUUUUCACUUACCCAAUACAGAAAUUUCAAAGUUUGAA
This is a messenger RNA of Daphnia pulex (common water flea), 3169 nucleotides long. RefSeq lists its product as uncharacterized. Gene Ontology annotation, molecular function: protein binding. The record is from RefSeq and is a predicted model, not a curated record. Bases 666 to 2933 code for a protein of 755 amino acids. Lineage: Eukaryota; Metazoa; Arthropoda; Branchiopoda; Diplostraca; Daphniidae. Gene Ontology annotation, cellular component: multivesicular body. The transcript is spliced from 19 exons. Gene Ontology annotation, biological process: late endosome to vacuole transport via multivesicular body sorting pathway.